CAUUAGAGAUCUCAUACAAGACAAUAUAUCUGCUGAAAUUUUGAUGAUAAUUCAUGGCGAUAGAAAUCGAGACAUUUGUUAUUAUAAUGCUUCAACUGCCUCUAAAGUAGCUGCAAUAAUAGUAGGCGAUGGUUAUGAGAUAAAUCUGACGAAUCAGGACAUUCUUCUCAGAAAGCAUGAUAGAAAUUUGCAGAAAAUAUCAGAGGUUCAUCUUUCAUAUGACCCACUCCACUACGUAUUAUUAUUCUCUAAAGGUGAUGAUGGGUGGUACACAGAUAUACCACUCAUAGGCACUUUAAAAAGAGAAUGA
Molecule: messenger RNA, 310 nt
Organism: Racocetra persica
Lineage: Eukaryota; Fungi; Glomeromycota; Glomeromycetes; Diversisporales; Gigasporaceae
Source: the annotation of a GenBank genome assembly